Camelus dromedarius (Arabian camel) is the source of this 1062-nucleotide messenger RNA. RefSeq names its product transmembrane serine protease 12 (gene TMPRSS12). Gene Ontology annotation, biological process: proteolysis. Lineage: Eukaryota; Metazoa; Chordata; Mammalia; Artiodactyla; Camelidae. The record is from RefSeq and is a predicted model, not a curated record. The transcript has 5 exons. Gene Ontology annotation, molecular function: serine-type endopeptidase activity. Bases 1 to 1062 code for a protein of 353 amino acids.
AUGGGGCUGGGGCUCCUGAGCGCCGCGCUGCUGUUUCUGGGGGGCUCCCUCAUACGCCCCGAGCGCUCUCCGCUCCCCGCACCGGGGCCGCGCGGCUCCUGGCGGAAACCGGCCGGCGGCCAGGGGCGGCCCGAGGCCCUGAGCAGCGGGCGCGGGCGGCCGCAGGCCCCGGGAGACGGACAGCUGGACGCCCAGGGCAAUUGUGGGACAGCUCCGCUUGCGGAUGUCUUAAAGGGGUCUCGGAUUAUAGGGGGCACAGAAGCUCAAACCGGCGCGUGGCCAUGGAUGGUUAGCCUGCAGAUUCAGUCUGGCAGAUACCUUACUCAUGUCUGUGCCGGAAGCUUAGUGAAAAAGAGGUGGGUCCUCACAGCUGCCCACUGCAUUAAGGAUACUAGAGAGCCUGUAAUGUGGAGAGUUGUGGUUGGAACUAAUAAGGUAGACGGGACUCAGCCAACCACCAAGAAGAUGAAAGUUAAAGCGAUCAUCAUCCAUCCAGAAUUUGACGUGGACUCUUACGUAAAUGAUAUUGCGCUUUUUCAUUUAAAAAAAGCAGUGAGGUAUAAUGAUUAUAUUCAGCCUAUUUGUCUACCUUUUGGUGUUUUCCAAAAACUGAACCGAAAAACAAAGUGUUUUAUAACUGGCUGGGGAAGAACAAAAGAAGAAGGUAAUAUUACCAAAAAAUUACAGGAAGCAGAAGUGCAUUAUAUUUCUCGAAAUUUCUGUAAUUCCGAGAAGAGUUAUGGGGGAAUAAUUCCUAACACUUCGUUUUGUGCAGGUGAUGAAGAUGGAGUUUUUGACACUUGCAGGGGUGAUAGUGGUGGACCAUUAAUGUGCUACUUACCAGAACACAAACGAUAUUUUGUAAUGGGAAUUACCAGUUAUGGAUACGGCUGUGGUCGAAAAAAUUUUCCUGGUGUCUAUAGUGGGCCAGUCUUCUACCAAAAGUGGCUGACAGAUCACUUCUACCAGGCAAGCAAUAAAGGCAUAUUUGACACAAAUAUUCUACUUGGACAGGUCCUUGUAGCUUUAGGUUUAGCUUUAGCCUUACUAGCAACUCCAUGA